AUGGCAGGACAGCAUGGACAGCUACAAAAAUUAGUACUUCUGCCAUUCUGGAACCCAGGUUCUCCCUGCAUGAAGGAAAGGUUAGUUUUACCCCUGCGGGAAGGGUCGCUGCGUUCCUCUAAGAAGGAGCAGGUCCUGGGAGGAGUUACACCGAGCGAUUUUGCGCUGACGGGGGAGGAAGGUGCAGCUAAAACCCGCGCUUCCUCCUUCUCCGCUCCCGCCCCCCUCCAGACCCGCAGCUCUGCCCCCGCCAGCCCCGCUCCCCCGGGGGCCGGCCCGCAGCCGGGGCCCCACCGCCGCCCCCCCCCCCGCGCCAGGCCUGGAGCCCCAGCCGGGGCUGACCGGCCGCCGCUUACCGGCAGCCUCGCCGCCGCAGGAUGUGCUCGCCGCAAGGAAGCGCCUUCGGCAGGCAGCGGCCGCGGGCUGUCAGGCGCCGCCUGCCCAGCUCCCGCUGAGGGGAGACGGGCAGAGCUGCCAACGGACGUGGGGCCGGGGGAGGGGAAGCCACAGCAGCGCCUCAGGGCAGCGGCAGCGAGGGCGCCGCAGCUGGGCCGGGCCGGGCCGGGCCGGGCCGGGGGCAGCCCGCCGCCUCCUGUUGCUGCCCUCCCCGGUCAGGACGGGCCAGCCCGCCCCUACCUGGCGGGGGAGGCCGGGCCGCACACCCAGCGGCUGCCGCUCGCCGCCCGCCCCGCCAGCGCGGGCAAAAAUAGCAACAGGCGGCGGGUCCCCGGCCCGGCGCAGGCGGAGAGGGACAGGCGGCCGGCGACAGACGGGCGCGCGUGUCGCGACAGCGGACAGCUGAGGCCCCCUCGCCCGGCCCGUUCCGUCCCUCUCGGGGAGCGUUUCGGCGGCGCUGCCCCGUGUGUCUGUCACAACCUCUCGUCCCCCGCAGAGAACGUGUCCUUGUCGCCUUGCCGCGGUGAGCCCAGCUGGACCGCGAGGUUAGCUGAAGCUGUGAGCACAGAAGUUCUGCAUCCUCUUUCUCUGAUGCAAGACAAGAUGGACCUCAAUACGAAUGAUUCAGAUGCUGCCUUUGACUCUGCACAGCCAAGAAAAACUGACGUGACAGCCAGAGAAUGCAGGGACUACUCCUUGUGUCCUCCAGUGAUAACUCUGAAGUCUGUAAGUGCUUUGGUAAUGACCCUUCAGCAACAGUCCCUCUGGCCUCUGCAUCUCUCUGAAUGGACACAGAUUUGCCCUCAGCUGCAAAAUUGGGGAAAAAAAAGAAUUAAAGAGUAACAUGCACAGAUUAUUUUGGCCCAACUCCUUUAUGAAAGAGACAAGCCCCAGAUAACCCAAGACAGCUCUGCUUGAGGAGGCAUUUAUUGCUACUUCUGUAAUCAGCAAAGAGGCCAGGAUGGCUUGGUGGCUCUACAGCACGUUCAUUCUGUUGACAUGGAAGAGUGCAAAUCUGGUGACAUGUAGACAGGCUACAACUGCCAUUCAAACCCUCUUUGGUGAAUGAACUACAGGUAUUGUGCACCGAUGACAAAGAGAGAGAGCACAGUUUCUGUAGGUGCCUGCUGAUGAAAGGACUAUAUUGAAUGAUAAAGUUUUAACACUACAUUCUGAAACCUGUUCUUUAUUGCAGCACUCUACCGUUACUUUAUUGUACAUACUGCUGGUGUAUUGUAAUACAAUAUUAUUGUAGAGAAAACUGUACAAUUUCCUCCAUAGAUGUAAAUAUUUGCUGGAACAAAGUCUUCCUGACAAAAACACCAUUAGAGUUCUCAAGCAAUUCAGUGUCAAUAAGAUGAGAUAAUGCUUUUCUAUUUAAAGGCUAGCUUUAAAGCAAUAAUC
This is a messenger RNA of Tyto alba (common barn owl), 1800 nucleotides long. RefSeq names its product translation initiation factor IF-2-like. The record is from RefSeq and is a predicted model, not a curated record. Bases 1 to 1239 code for a protein of 412 amino acids. Lineage: Eukaryota; Metazoa; Chordata; Aves; Strigiformes; Tytonidae. The transcript is spliced from 8 exons.